AUGUGUCCAUUGAAGAACUCUGAAGCUGGGCCAGACUUGCUGUUGAGUUGUAAAAUGGUAAAGAUCUUUGGGCAAAUGUUUGGUGCUAAUUUUGAUGCUUUUUAUCCUACAGACACACAACACCAGUUUAAUGCACGAGAAAGUGAUUGGGGUUUCCCUUCUUUCAUGCCUCUUGGCCAACUAUAUGACCCUGCUAGAGGUUAUCUGGUGAAUGAUACUAUUGUAGUUGAAGCUGAUGUUGCUGUCCAUAGGGUUGUUGAUUACUGGGCACAUGACUCAAAAAAAAAAAAAACUGGUUAUGUUGGACUUAAAAACCAAGGAGCUACUGGUUACAUGAACACUCUUCUCCAGACAUUGUACCAUAUUCCUUAUUUCAAAAAGGCUGUGUAUCAUAUGCCAACAACCGAGAAUGACAUGCCGUCAGGGAGCAUCACGUUGGCUUCGCAGAGUUUGUUCUACAAGCUUCGGUACAGCGACACUAGUGUAGCAACGAAAGAGUUGACGAAAUCUUUUGGAUGGGAUACAUAUGAUUGUUUCAUGCAGCACGAUGUGCAAGAACUCAACAGAGUUCUUUGUGAAAAACUUGAAGAUAAAAUGAAGGGAACUGUUGUGGAGGGUACAAUACAGCGGUUAUUUGAGGGACACCACAUGAGCUAUAUAGAAUGCAUCAAUGUGGACUACAAAUCGACAAGAAAGGAAUCAUUUUAUGAUCUUCAGCUUGAUGUCAAGGGUUGUCAUGAUGUUUAUGCUUCUUUUGAUAAGUAUGUGGAGGUGGAACGUCUUGAGGGUGAUAACAUGUAUCAUGCUGAGCAAUUUGGGUUACAGGAUGCAAGGAAGGGUGUCCUUUUCAUUGACUUCCCCCCUGUCCUUCAACUUCAGUUAAAACGGUUCGAAUAUGAUUUUAUGCGGGAUACCAUGGUAAAGGUUAGUAUUAAAAAUUCGGUUUUUUGCCAUUGUUUGUUGUGGUUGGUUGGUUGGAGCGUAAUAGGAGUGUGUUUCAGAACAUGUGCCAUUCCUUUCUUUGGUUAGAAAGUAGGCUUCUUAUGAUAUUGCAUAGUUGGGUUUCUGGUUCGGUUGAUCCUGAUGUGUUGACUUUUGUACAUUUUGUGGAGGAUUUGCUUAGAUAGCGUGCUUUUGUAGUCCAAUCUGGGUUGCU
Messenger RNA from Camellia sinensis, 1156 nucleotides. NCBI's taxonomy places the organism in Eukaryota, Viridiplantae, Streptophyta, Magnoliopsida, Ericales, Theaceae. The record is from RefSeq and is a predicted model, not a curated record.